Messenger RNA from Biomphalaria glabrata, 1664 nucleotides. Its product is annotated as beta-1,4-galactosyltransferase galt-1-like. Lineage: Eukaryota; Metazoa; Mollusca; Gastropoda; Planorbidae. The record is from RefSeq and is a predicted model, not a curated record. Bases 217 to 1626 code for a protein of 469 amino acids. The transcript has 4 exons.
ACUCAAUUGGUAUUAAUCACAAGGGAUAAUCAACAGCAUUGGUUUCAUAACUAUUGUGUGUAGAUGAUGUUUGACUACAAAAAGUUUUUUUGAAUAGCUUGAAGAUGAAUGUGACGUCAAACAUAAUUCUGAAGGAGUUCUGCAAGUAAUGAAUUGCUCCUACUCUAAGACAUGAAACCAGUUUAGACAAAGGCAGCCAACACAUAUUGUGUGAAGAUGCCCAGAGCACCCAUCAGAUGCAACCCCAUGUCUAUCAUUCCUAUCAAAACAUUCAUUCUUCUGAAAUCUACAGUGCUGAUGAUUCUUGUGAUUAUUGUGUUCUGGUCCAUGCCAAGGUCAAGGACAAGAAGCUGGAGCCGAACCAGUAUAGCCGAGACAUACAGAAAUAUUUUGACUGGCCAAAACAAGGAAAACCUGAUAAUUAACAGAAACAGAGAUCUGGCCAGGAGAAGGGUGGAGAUUGAAGUACCAGAAGACACAAGGCAAGAACCUGAAACAUUUCAGCAAGUCAAUAACUACGAGGCCUGGGUGUAUUCAGCCUUUUUUGACAUUGAUGUGGAUGCCCCAGGGCAGGACAUUGUCAAGGUGUUUGGCAUCUCCAGCUACAGCCGUUACAUGGUUUACUGUUACAUUGUUGAGGACGGACUGACAGAGAUUGUGACUGGCAAGAGAGACUUUAUAUCAGACAACCAUCUACAAAAUAAUUCAGCUGUGAUAUUAUUUUGCCCUCUGAAGACAGGCAGCAAGCCCCAAUUUGUUUCCAUUGCCUUCCAAAGAAAAGAGCCUCCCACCAACAAUCUGACCAUUGUCUACCAGAAAAGAAACCAGAGAGAAAUGACCGUCUGCCAUUCUGUGCUAUUCAACAUGACUGACCCUAGCCAGCUUGUCCAGUCCAUUGAGAUGAACAGACUCCUGGGUGCCCAGCACUUCUUCAUCUACAACCACAGUGUCACCCAAAGGGCUGACAGAGCCUUACGCCAUUAUCAGAAGCUGGGGCUGGUCACCGUCAUGAACUGGCCUCUGCCUACACCCUACGUCUGGUAUCAUGGGCAAAAUAUGGCCAUUAAUGACUGCGUGUAUCGGAACAGGGGCUUGUCCACUUUUGUCGCAAUCAUAGAUACAGACGAGGUAGUGGUACCCAAAAAUCACUAUUCCAUGAUCGAGGUUUUACACGCAGUUGACCAUGAGGUAAAAUUAACAGACAAAAUGACAAAGAAACAAACAAUUGUAGGCUCCUAUGUGUUCCAAAGUACCAUCUUCACAAGAAGGCCAACCUUUGAACAAUGGGAGGCAAUCAAAAAGCAAUUCCUCAUCACCCCAGAGGAAGACAGAUUCAUUCAAGAACAAAAUGUCACCUACUUAACGCAACUAGUUCGUAUCUCCACCAGCUCCCUUCCAAUGGUGAGGUCCAAGUCGAUAGUCCGCCCUGAGCAUGUCCUGGUGGCUGGGAUACAUUUCACUCACUUCCAUAGGGGAAAAGCAAAUUUUACACUAGUCAAUAACAAUCUGGCCAUCCUUCACCACUACAAAAACUAUGAGAAGGGAAGAGUACUAGAGCUAACUGCAUUCAGAUUCAAGAAAAAACUACUUACACGUUUAAAAACUGCGUAUAGUUUAAUGAAAUAAUUUUUUUUUUUUUGCAUUCUUAUAACUAGAGAUUUAGC